AUGCUGUGCUGUACUGCCAAAAGUCCUGGUACUACUACUACUAGUGCUGGUACUGCUAGUAGUGCUGGUACUGCAAAUAGUGCUGGUACUGCCAGUAAUGGUGGUACUACCAGUAGUGCUGGUACUACAAGUAGUGCUGGUACUACUAGUAGUGCUGGUACUGCAAGUAGUGCUGGUACUGCCAGUAAUGGUGGUACUACCAGUAGUGCUGGUACUACCAGUAGUGCUGGUACUACCAGUAGUGCUGGUACUACCAGUAGUGCUGGUACUACCAGUAGUGCUGGUACUACCAGUAGUGAUGAUACCGCCAGUAAUGCUGGUACUACCAGUAGUGCUGGUUCUACCAGUAGUGCUGACACUACCAGUAGUGCUGGUACUGCUACUAGUGCUGGUAUUGCUAGUAGUGCUGGUACUGCUAGUAGUGCUGGUACUGCCAGUUGUGCUAGUACCGCUAGUAGUGCUGGUAUUACUAGUAGUGCUGGUAUUACUAGUAGUGCUGGUACUACUAGUAGUACUGGUACUGCUGGUAGUGCUGGUACUGUUAGUAGUGCUGGUACUACUACCAGUGCUGGUACUACUACCAGUGCUGGUACUACUAGUAGUGCUGGUACUACUAGUAGUGCUGGUACUGCCAGUAAUGCUGGUACUACCAGUAAUGCUGGUACUACAAGUAGUGCUGGUACUACUAGUAGUGCUGGUACUACAAGUAGUGCUGGUACUACAAGUAGUGCUGGUACUACUAGUAGUGCUGGUACUGCCAGUAAUGCUGGUACUACAAGUAGUGCUGGUACUACAAGUAGUGCUGGUACUACUACUAGUGCUGGUACUACAAGUAGUGCUGGUAUUACUAGUAGUGCUGGUACUACUAGCAGUGCUGGUACUACUAGUAGUGCUGGUAUUACUAGUAGUGCUGGUAUUACUAGUAGUGCUGGUAUUACUAGUAGUUCUGGUACUACUAGCAUUGCUGGCACCGAGAGGUUUGAUACAGACAACAUGGUGCUGGCUGAAGCGUAA
Procambarus clarkii (red swamp crayfish) is the source of this 1014-nucleotide messenger RNA. The record is from RefSeq and is a predicted model, not a curated record. NCBI's taxonomy places the organism in Eukaryota, Metazoa, Arthropoda, Malacostraca, Decapoda, Cambaridae.